UUGAAAAUUUACAUGCGCACCGCUUUAAAAGUUUUCGAACGAAGCGGAUACAUGAAUUAAACCAUUAAACAUCGGCUUUAAAAAAGAAGAGAUUACAUGGAAUAGGUCUUUCAAUUACAUGUUGGUUUUAAUAAUUAAUUUGUGUCAUUGAAUUUAGAAAAGGAGAUAGAGAACCAUUUAUGAAAACUUGAAAAUGAACCUUGAACCAUCUUUACACCAGGCUUUGAAAGGAGGUAUUGCACCUCUUCAAGAGCACCUGUUACAAGGUAGUAUUGUUGAUACGUCCAAGGAUUAUCUUAUCAACAGACUGAGAGGUCUGUGUGACAAUGCUGAUUCUCCUCCAGAAACAUUCCUAGACCAUGAAAUGGUCUUCCAUAUGAAGGGUAAUCAGCAACAACAGCCUGUAACAGUACAUCUCCGUCAUUCUUUAAUGGAAACUGAAUGUUGGCAUUUACGGUAUGUGGGUAAUGCUGAGAUGGGAGAUAAAAGUCGUCAUGCUUUGUGUCGGUCUUGUGUUGACAUGGGAGUGUCGGAGUCCAUAGUUAAAUACCUCAAUGAAAUAGGCUUUAAAAUGGACUUUGAGUUUGUAGCUAAAGGAUACUUCUUCCAUAAAGGCAGAAUGAAAGUGACUGUGUCCAAGUUAUUUAAGAUGAACCAACCAGGGGAUGUUAAUAACUUGGAGCCUAUUACACUGUCGUGUCUCGUUGAACUGAGUGUUGUGGCUCCGACAGGACAAGAGCAGAUCGGUGAAGAUAUGAAAAACUUUGCAGAACAGUUGAAGCCUCUUGUACAGCUGGAAAAGGUGGACCAUAGAAAGUUACAGACAGGUACUUGAUGGGAUGUUACAGUGUUGCUAUGGAAACAUAUGUUGAUGUUAGGAUGAGAAGAAAUUUACUGUGCUAGGAUGCUAUGUCAUGGAUUAUAACAGUGUCACUAUAGGAACACAUAAUGAUGGUAGAAGUGAUAGAAGUGUAACAGUGUUAUACAUGUAUUAUGAAAAUAUUUUAAAUAACAAUAUUUUAACAGAAUGGAAUGCAACAUCAGUUCCAUGGAAACAUGUUUGGAAUGGAAUGAAAUGAUAAUGGAAAAAAAAACUAUGCAUCUUUGUUGCUUUGAAGUUGUAAUAAUGCAAAUAUGAGUAUGUAAGUGUACAGUUGUUAUAGGCUGGUCUCUGUUAGUACUGUGGUACUUAAUUUGUUGCUUGACUUUAUAUGAGUAUAUGGAGAACUUUCUACUCACCCUGAGUAUGUGUCAAGAUUUCUUUAUUUGUUUAAGUAUCUACAUCAAAUUCAAAUAUAUGUUCCUUAUCAUCAGCCACAUUAUAUGUCACACGGUUCUUAUUUCUGGCACCAAUCUUUUCUUGAACAUAGAAUUUUUCUUAUUAUCUUGUCACUGUAGUUCUUGACCUCAGGUUUCAAAUAUUUUUUCAUUACAGUAUAGAAAUUGUCCUCAGGUUUCAAAUAUUUUUUCAUUACAGUAUAGAAAUUUCUAUUUCAUUUUAAUUGACAUGGUCACAUGCUUGUUAUGUGAUGUAAAAAUGUUAAACAUUUAAGUGCUUUUUUGAUACUUGAUCAUAUUUUAGCUGUGUUGUCACUUUUGCCAAGUGGCAUAAGGGAACAUUCAACAGUAUUGCCAAUAUUUUUUUAGCUUACAAUAUUUGUUAAGUAUAAAGUUAAACUGUAAUAUAAUUUGAUGUCAAUGAAACCUGUUCUUGGUGGAUUAUGAGAUCUUUCUUCUAUUGUCAUGUACAUGGUUAACAUAUGUAAUAGUAUGGAAAGAAGAAUUGUGUAAGUGAACAA
Messenger RNA from Ruditapes philippinarum (Manila clam), 1799 nucleotides. Its product is annotated as mediator of RNA polymerase II transcription subunit 18-like. The record is from RefSeq and is a predicted model, not a curated record. Gene Ontology annotation, molecular function: transcription coregulator activity. Gene Ontology annotation, biological process: termination of RNA polymerase II transcription; regulation of transcription by RNA polymerase II. The coding region runs from base 194 to 835 and encodes 213 amino acids. Gene Ontology annotation, cellular component: mediator complex; core mediator complex. The transcript is spliced from 8 exons. NCBI's taxonomy places the organism in Eukaryota, Metazoa, Mollusca, Bivalvia, Venerida, Veneridae.